AUGCUGACUGACGAUGUUGUCGCUGAAAUAUUGGCGAGGGAAGCGAGGGAAGCCUCCAUCAGAUAUUCUACCAUGGGACCCCAACACAAGGCAAAGCCGAAUACACGAUUCUUAGGACGCAUAAUUAAGGAAACGGAAUCUCACAAUGCCGCCCUUUCGGCCAGAGAGGCUGCUGAAGCCCAAGCCCGUCUCGAUGUCCUCACUCAGCAAGAAGGAAGAAAGCGGCGAAGACUCGAUCUUUCUGAUGCAGACAUCAGGAGACGGCAAUUAGGGAACAUAUCCUCUAUUCUUCAAGGUCGCAGGCAGGAUAGUGAGACCAGAAGGUUAGGCAGAGAGAAGCGCGAAGAAUGCAGUCGGGAACGAAGUCAUUGUGAUGACCGGGAUCAUCGGAAGAAGCGAGACAAACAAACAGAAAGGGACAAGGAUGAUAAGCAUCAUCCUCAAGGAACAACGGAGCAUAGGAAUAGUGGCAGGAGGAGCUCCCAUCGCAGCUAUCAAGAGAGGUCACGCUCUCCAUCACAUCGGGAGUCCAGUUAUCGCCAUCGUUCUCCUAUCAGCAGCGAGUCUGGGUAUAAGCGAUCACGAUACUCGAACUCUUUCCAGGAAAAAUCAACGAAAGAUAGAGAAAGUGAAGAGAAGAUUUGUCAUCGCCAAGUCGAUAACAAGCCCACGCCCCCAGCAAAGAGCCCUGAAUUAUCCCACCCAGAUGAUUCGGAUCCUUUGGAAGAUUUCAUAGGUCCUGCACCGCCGCCGAAGUCUCUGGUUCGGACACGGGGCAGAGGUGCCAUCAAGGGUCCUGCAGCACUGGAUGGCCGAUUUGCGGACGACUAUGAUCCCACCUCGGAUGUUCAGCCAGAGGUCCAUGAAACCGACAGCUGGGACGAAGCAGUAGAAGUAUACCGUGAUCGACAAAAGUGGAGGCAAUUGGGUGCAGAGCGGCUUCGUGCCGCUGGUUUCACUGAAGAACAAAUAAGGAAGUGGGAGAAGGGUGGAGAAAAAGACAUUGAUGAUGUGAAAUGGAGCAAACCAGGCGAAGAGCGAGAGUGGGAUAGGGGCAAGGAAAAGGUAUACCUUUAG
Messenger RNA from Thermochaetoides thermophila DSM 1495, 1077 nucleotides. RefSeq lists its product as uncharacterized. The coding region runs from base 1 to 1077 and encodes 358 amino acids. The record is from RefSeq and is a predicted model, not a curated record. The transcript has 3 exons. Lineage: Eukaryota; Fungi; Ascomycota; Sordariomycetes; Sordariales; Chaetomiaceae.